UUCUUUUAAGAAAGAAAGAAAGAAAAAGAUUAUAGUCAAAAUAUGGACUAAUGUCUUAUUCUUCUAAAACAAUAAUUGCAUUUAGAAUAUGCCUUUUCUCCCCUACUUUUCUUUCUUUUGAAUUUCAAUAUCAAUCCCAACAUAUAGGGUGGGCGGUCUAAAUUAGUUUAUAUGGUUCGUUUAUUUUUGUUUUCUAUAUAUAUAUAUAUAUAAACAUUUUAUUGUAUAUUUAAGAAAUGUAGAUUCAGUUCAUUGUAUUUUUGUUUGAUUUUUUAAAAUAUAAUUAUACGAUAUUUAAAAUUAGAUAAGAGUUUUCAAUAGAUAUGAAUUCAGAAUUUAGAAAAUACAUAAUUUGAGCCAAGUGGGAUUUUGGUUGUAUUGGAGCUUUAUGUGAAUAGUAAAUUAAAGCGGGAGAAAUGGGAGAAAGCUUAGCGGCAAUAUUAUGGCGCUCGUCACGAUGUUCAAUGUGCGUAGUGGGCGCCGUAACGGACAAUAUUCUGCGUAUGGCAGCCACUACUGAGCUUCCAUAUCCCAAAUCCCAAUCUUCAACUUAAAGCUUCUUACUAUAACUUUAAUCUCACCCUCUCUCUCUCUUCCCAAACACUUUUGGAACCAAUCGAAUCAGUUCAAAGAUUGAUGGUGUGAAUUCUUUUUCCUCUUUCUUUCAGAAUCUUACCUUUUUUCUUUCACUUUCAAUUGAUCAACCAACCGUUUCUUCCCUUUUUCCACUUUGAUUGUGCUCCAAAUAUUAGCAUAGAUCUCGAUAAAAAUUGUUUGAUUGCAAUCUUCAUUUGAGUUUAGUUCAAAUUACUUUUGAUUCACAGGUGAAAUCUGCAGAUUUUACUUCUUUUCUUGGGGGUUGCUCUUGCAUUUCAACCUAUUUUCGUUAAUAUUGUCUACUUGGUUUCUGUCGUUUGGAUUUCCUGCCUAACUAUGCGAGUACUACUAGAUUCCCACGAUGUGUUUGUAAAUUGUCCAACUGAAAUUUUGAUUGAGAUUCUUUCGUAUUUACCUGUGAAAUCGCUUCUGCGAUUCAGAUGUGUAUGCAAAGAAUGGAACAAAUUAGUUCAGAACCCAUUGUUUGUUAAUGCCCAUUUGGAAAAGAGAAUCCCAAAUUCUCUGCUCAUAAUCAAUAGCUCCCCCACAGACCAGAAAGCAUGUUUCUCACUUGUUAAUGCUGAAACAUUCAAUGAAACUUUUCGAUCAGAGAUUCCUAUGAAGGCCAAUCUAGGCUAUAAACUCUCUGUUUGUGGAUCAUAUAAUGGGUUAGUUUGCAUUUCGUCUGCAAGUCUAUUGGAUGUUGAUCCAAUUUAUAUAUGGAACCCUUCUGUUAGGAAAACUAGGUUGCUUCCCAGUAGUUUGAUUCCCAAAUGGGACCAUUGUUGGCCUCUAAACUACCUAGCAUUUGGCUUCCAUCAAGCAACGAACGAUCACAUAGUGUUGAGAAUUGUGAGGAUUGAGCAAUGGAGUUGCUGUUAUCAAGUGGAAAUUUACAGUCUCAAAGCUGAUUGUUGGAGGAGAGUUUCUUCUGUUCCUACAAUUCCUACUGCACUUGACUGCAGAUUGUUGUCCAAAUCCAUCUGCUCUAAUGGGCUUAUUUAUUGGAUUGUGAAGCACAAAAAUGGUGGAAUUCCCAAUUCCAUUCUCUCUUUUGACAUAGCCACUGAGGAGUUUCAUAGACUAAUGUUGCCUGAUUGUUUGGUUUACAUAGACACUCCACCAUUAUGCUUGGGAGUAGUCCAAGAAUCUCUUUCUAUUUUCCAUUGCAGGCCUGAUGGUGGGAACGGGAAGCAAGUGUGUGACACAUGGGCUUUGAAAAUGGGGUCUUGGGUGAGAUUAAACUCUAUUGUUCUGCCAUUGCAUGGGAAAAUAACAAGACCUUGGAGCCUCUUAGACUAUAAAUUUCUCACUGUUAGGCAGAUUGAAGAGAUGGGGAACCCCAGCCUUGCAUUGGUUGACACUGAACUGGAUCGCAUUGAAGAUAUUGGAAUUGAAUUGGGAUCUCAUUGGGUUUAUGCAGAUUCUUAUAAGGAGAGUCUUCUUCUACUCUAAUAAGGUACAAUUCUGAUAACGAUUCAAUCUGUAAUCUUCUAUUUUUUGAACAUAUGAAUCUAAUUUUUUUAAUGACCACAUCAUGGAUUGGUAUGUUCAAUACAAUUAGAAUCUUACUCGUGUAAUUCAUGUUCCGUAUUGGUAGACCAUUCAAGUAGUCUCUUCAAAAUGUCAUGUUUCUUUUUUUGCUCUGAAUUACUUGGAGAUAAAAAUUUAUAGUACAGACUAUUUCUUUCGAGUCAA
Cucumis sativus (cucumber) is the source of this 2295-nucleotide messenger RNA. RefSeq names its product F-box/kelch-repeat protein At3g23880. The transcript has a single exon. Gene Ontology annotation, molecular function: protein binding. The coding region runs from base 934 to 2052 and encodes 372 amino acids. Lineage: Eukaryota; Viridiplantae; Streptophyta; Magnoliopsida; Cucurbitales; Cucurbitaceae. The record is from RefSeq and is a predicted model, not a curated record.